GGAGUCCGCCAAACUCUUCGUAUCCUCUUCCAAAAAUUCGGUCAUUCCCCACCCUCGAAAGGACUCUCGCUCCAGUAUGUUAUAAAGUUCAAUGGAAAUGGGAUAUCGGUGCUGCCGGUGUGUUGUGGCAAAUCAACAAGCUAUUAACACUUUUCGUUCCUGCGAAAGUUGUUGCUCGGUUUGCUACAUCGUUCGCGUUGCAUCAGUUCCAUUCUAGGUUUAUCUCGAACUUUUGCUCGGAUCAUCGUUCGUGGCAGUUGCCGUUAUUCGUUCGUUCGUCGUUAAUGUCCCAUUUUUAAGUUGAAUUUUUGGCCGAUUUUAUUACCUUGUUUCUGCGAGUGUGUGGAUGGAAAGUGGGUCAGUGCUCUUCGCACCAAUUUGUAUUUCUUGUGUCGAUUCAAAUAUGCCUGCGAAUUCGGAUUACAUCUCCGAAUCUAAUAUGGGUUGAUAAUAGAAGUUUCUUGAUUUACGUUCCUUGGGAUGAGAUUAUAUACAAAGAAAACAGAAGGAAGAACAUCUAUAGCGAUGCAAGACGCGGUAGUAGAAGACAGUUUUACGAAUCCUUUUACCGGCAUCGAAGGCUGAGAGUUUGGAGAAGAAAGGGAUUUCGCUCGCGGAAUGCGGGAAUGUUAGAUAGAAUCAGGACGAAAUAGAAGGAAGGAAGCGUGACAGAGAAAGAAAGAGAGCUGUGAGACACGAAAAGAACUAGGAACAAAAUAAGAGAAGAAAUAGAGAGAGGGAUGGGCGCUGGGAUGGGUAGGAGUGGCACGAGUGGCGGUCUUCUUGAGGCACUUCCCACGGGAACUCCGUUCCAUGUGGCAAUGCUUGGUCUCGACAGUGCUGGAAAGACAACCGCCCUGUACAGACUCAAAUUCGAUCAAUAUCUCAAUACUGUGCCGACCAUCGGUUUUAACUGCGAGAGAAUUCGCGGCGGCAUUGGAAAAGCUAAAGGUGUCAAUUUCCUUGUCUGGGAUGUGGGUGGACAGGAAAAGUUGCGGCCGCUAUGGAAAUCGUAUACGAGAUGCACAGACGGUAUUAUUUUCGUCGUUGACUCCUGCGAUACCGAGAGGCUUGAAGAGGCAAAAAUGGAACUCACUAGAACAGCGAGGAGUCCGGACAAUGCGGGUGUACCGAUUCUAAUUCUUGCCAACAAACAAGAUUUACCUGGCGCAAAGGAAGUUGGCGAAUUGGAAAAGUAUUUGGGAGUAUUGGAACUAACUGGAAUGCCUGGUAGUUCUUGCAUUCGCGUGCAACCAGCAUGUGCUAUCACGGGCGAGGGACUCCACGAGGGCUUGGACACACUAUAUCAACUGAUUUUAAAGCGACGCAAGCUGGUUAAACUGAAUCGGAAGCGGGCCAGGUAGGCCAGGGCCUCGGAAGACUGCACAUGCGUCUUCUGAUAUUGCCAAUUGCGGACAGUCUCUUCCCCGACGACAUUCUCCACAACUUCCGCUUCAUCCUUCUUCUUCAAUUGUGAUGGGGAAACAGCACAUACACAUACACACAGUGACUUGAAAGGAGCGAAUGGUGGUGUCAAAUCUUCUUUUGACUUUUGUUCGCGGUGAAGUUGAUGCUGUCGAAGCGUUGUAGAGCUUUUUGCAUGUGUAUGUAUGUAUGUAUGUAUGUAUGUAUGUAUGUAUGUAUGUAUGUA
This is a messenger RNA of Nylanderia fulva, 1651 nucleotides long. RefSeq names its product ADP ribosylation factor-like 4 (gene Arl4). Lineage: Eukaryota; Metazoa; Arthropoda; Insecta; Hymenoptera; Formicidae. Gene Ontology annotation, molecular function: GTPase activity; GTP binding. The record is from RefSeq and is a predicted model, not a curated record.